Messenger RNA from Anarrhichthys ocellatus (wolf-eel), 2698 nucleotides. RefSeq names its product leucine-rich repeat-containing protein 3-like. The transcript is spliced from 2 exons. The record is from RefSeq and is a predicted model, not a curated record. Lineage: Eukaryota; Metazoa; Chordata; Actinopteri; Perciformes; Anarhichadidae. The coding region runs from base 798 to 1598 and encodes 266 amino acids. Gene Ontology annotation, molecular function: protein binding.
UCGGAGAGAGUGGUGCGUGAUAACACGGACCGGUACGGCUCCUCGAGACCUCGCCUGAACACCAACACCAAUAUCAUCAAUAUCAUCAACAUCAACAAGUGUCACUGCCGUGCUGUGUUUAAUGAGAAGAGCCACGUUUGGAAAUAGGAUUCAUUUCACUCGGAGAUGUAAUAACUUCCCCGCGUGCCGCUUAGGAACUUUACCGUCUUUCGUUUAUUCCCUCGCGGACAUGUGGACGCGUUGAGCAAGCUGACGGGACUUUUUUCUUCUUCCUCCAACUCAUUUUUAAGAACUGUAGUAACUGCAGUAUUUAUUUAUUUAGAAAGAUGUUCAUCCCUCUUUCAACCAUGAUACAGAUGUGAUGUGAGCAAACUACUGCUGCGCUAUCGACGAUGUAUCCACAUUGGUACUGUAGACAGAAACUGGAUAAAAAAAGUAUAUUAGGAUAAAACUCUUUCCCGUGCACAACACCGACGGUGCUCCGCUCCGAGCUCUGAGGCUUUCAACGUCGCCACAAUAAACCUGAGAUUACAGUUCCCUGCCGGAAUAUGCUCAGUGAGCAGCUUGGCUUUUGGAUGAGCUCUUCUGAAACCAAUUUCAAAAGAUUAUACAAAACUCUCUCAAAUCAAUUUUGAGGAAGUAUCUCAUAAUAAGCCCUUAUGUUAGUGUGAAUAAACGGAUCAGUUUGGGCAUUUUGAAAGCUAAUGAAGCCACAAUCAUCACCAUUCAGUGCCGCGAAACAGGUGGAACUAUGAUUGCUUUUGCCUGACAGGACUUGUGGGAGGUCGCUGCUGAAUAUGCAGGACAUAGUAGGGCCUGAUAUGCCCUGGAAAUUCCCUAUCUUUGAUGGCUUUGGCCUCUUAUGGGGCUUGCUCCUUGGAUUAUUCAUUGCAAGUGCACCAGGGAUGGCUUGCCCCACGAGUUGUCACUGUAUAGAGAAGAGUGGCAUGACUGUGGUCCAAUGUAUGUCUCGCAACUUGGAGAGAGUCCCACCAGAUCUUCCAAGAGAUACUGUUGUCCUACUUUUGGCAUCCAACCACAUCACCCACAUCCCCAACCACGCCUUCAAAGAACUGCACUACCUUCAGGAGCUGGACCUGUCUCACAAUGACAUCGAAACUGUGGACCUCGGAGCUUUUCAGGGUGUUUCUGACAGCCUCCUGGUCUUGGAUCUAUCAAACAAUCGCAUCCAAAGUGUCCCCAAAGAGGCAUUUGCGCGCCUGCGAGCAAAAAUCAGCCUCUCGAACAACCCGUGGCACUGCGAGUGCACGCUGCAGGAGGUCCUGAGGGAACUGCGGCUGGACCCCGAGACAGUGAAUGAGGUGAUCUGCUACACGGCGGUGCAGGAAGAAUAUGCAGGCAAACCGGUAAUCCAGGUGCUGGACUCAGGGAUCAACUUCUGCAACUUUCACCACAAGACCACCGACGUAGCCAUGUUCGUUACCAUGUUCGGGUGGUUCACCAUGGUGAUCGCGUACGUCAUCUACUAUGUGAGACACAAUCAGGAGGACGCCAGGAGGCACCUGGAGUACCUCAAGUCACUGCCGAGCAGCUCGCAGAUCAGCAAGGACUUUGACACCAUCAGCACUGUUCUCUAGCAGGGCCGUGUGCGUGCCUGUAAAUAUGUGAGUAAAUGUGUGGUUAUGUACUAAAUGACUAAAAAGCUGUUGCAACACUAGUGUUUAAGCACAUUAUUCUGAGGUCUUUCAGUGACUGAAAUGGGUCAUUUUGGUUUUUCAGGCCCCGUAAAUAAAUUUUUUUAAAUUCCAAAAACAUUUACGUUUUAUUAAAUAUGAGUAAAUCUGGCUCUAGAACCAGACAGAGCCACAGUGAUAGCACAUAAUAAACAAAAUACUCACAUUUCCAUGAUGGAUGAUAGAUCUAGACUAGAGAGAUAAAUGUUCCCACUCUGGUGUCGAUCCACAGUGUGAUUGAGUUUGGACUGAGAUGAAUGAGUCGCACGACUGUGUCCCUCAGUUACUUUGUAUCGAUUGAUUUAUGUUGUUCCGGUCAAGGUAAAGGCCUUUUUACGAGACUUUGGCUAACAUAUGAAAUAGGGCAAGAUGUUCAUAUUCAGUGUGCAUAAAGCAUUUGUAACAGCCCUGUCUCCAGGAAACUACUGACCCAGGAAAUAAGGUUACUCUGUGCAAACACUGCAUUGUGUCAUGUUCAAGACACAAAUCUAUUCAAACUAGGAGAAGUUGCCAUAGUUAAGCAGCUCUGAUGUGUCUUUGGUACAGGGCUACUUUAUUACCAGGCGAUAUUCCUGCAUUGACGGCUCUAGGUGAAAUGUCUUUCACACAGGGUGACAGACAGCAUAUUGUAAUAUGCGAUGAUGUAGAAGUAUAGGGGUGCACACAACAAAGUAAACUGAUUUGUUAUCAGUUAUUUAUUGGUUAAACAACUGUUAACAGCCGCUUGCUGCUGCUGGUACAUGACUUGAUCAGAGCAGUGAUCAACCUUUAAAAUUCAUCUGAAAAUCAACCCAGUCGCAGAAUUUUUUUUUGGCAUUGUACAGUAUGUCUCUACAUUGAAACUAAAUGUCUCUGAACCAAAAAUACAUUUCAUAUUAACCUACGUGUAUGUCAAUGUUAUAGUGUUUUAACUGCUAAUUGCACUUUGGGUGUAUCCAAACUGCUUUCUCAAUUACGUUUAGAUUUAGGCAACAUGAAUACUUGGUUAGGUUUAGUAAAAUAUC